GGACCGACAGCCGCGCAGCUCCGGCCGCCGCGGAGAUACCGGGCCCGGCUCCCGAGGGCGCCAGCGAGGCCCCGGGGAGCGCGAGGAGACGGCGAGCGCGCGGCCUGCCGUUGGCGGCCUAGUCCGGCGCGCUCAGCGCCCACCCGCCCCGGAAAGAUGGUGUCCUGGAUGAUCUCCAGAGCCGUGGUGUAAGUGCCGCUCACGGCGGCCCGCAGCCCGCGCGAAGCCCGGGGGAGGCUGGUGUUUGGAAUGCUUUAUCCUGCAUAUUAUUCAUACAAAGCUGUGAAAACAAAAAACGUAAAGGAAUAUGUUCGGUGGAUGAUGUACUGGAUUGUUUUUGCUCUCUAUACUGUGAUUGAAACAGUAACAGAUCAAACAGUUGCUUGGUUUCCCUUGUACUAUGAGCUGAAGAUUGCUUUUGUCAUAUGGCUGCUCUCUCCCUAUACCAAAGGAGCAAGUUUAAUAUAUAGAAAAUUCCUUCAUCCCCUUCUUUCUUCAAAGGAAAGGGAGAUUGAUGAUUAUAUUGUACAAGCAAAGGAACGGGGAUAUGAGACUAUGGUAAACUUUGGACGGCAAGGUUUAAACUUAGCAGCCACUGCUGCUGUCACUGCAGCAGUGAAGAGCCAAGGAGCAAUAACUGAACGUUUAAGAAGUUUCAGUAUGCAUGAUUUAACAGCUAUCCAAGGUGAUGAGCCUGUGGGACAAAGACCAUAUCAACCUCUACCGGAAGCAAAAAAGAAAAGUAAACCAGCCCCCAGUGAAUCAGCAGGUUAUGAAAUUCCACUGAAAGAUGGAGACGAGAAAACAGAUGAAGAAGUGGAUGGGCCAUAUUCAGAUGAUGAGAUGUUAACACGCAAAGGGCUUCGAAGAUCGCAAAGCAUGAAAUCUGUGAAAACCGUCAAAGGCCGCAAGGAGGUGCGGUAUGGGUCACUAAAAUAUAGAGUGAAGAAGAGACCACAGGUGUAUUUUUAGUCAUCUCCACUUCAAAUAUCCCAAGACAAAUUAUGCUAAUGCAUCGACUUCAUUGUCUAACAUGAUGUAUUCAGGAUUUAUACAUUAAAAUUAUUCUUUAAAUUGUG
Cynocephalus volans (Philippine flying lemur) is the source of this 1079-nucleotide messenger RNA. RefSeq names its product receptor accessory protein 3 (gene REEP3). The record is from RefSeq and is a predicted model, not a curated record. NCBI's taxonomy places the organism in Eukaryota, Metazoa, Chordata, Mammalia, Dermoptera, Cynocephalidae. The transcript has 8 exons. Gene Ontology annotation, cellular component: cytoplasmic microtubule; endoplasmic reticulum membrane. The coding region runs from base 250 to 972 and encodes 240 amino acids. Gene Ontology annotation, molecular function: microtubule binding.